UACAUUCGAUGCAUUAUUUAUAAGCAAAACAUGACAUUUAUUCCGAGAAUGUACAGCGCCAGAGUGUGAGGGAGAGUAAAGGGUAGCAUAGCUCAAGCUCCUCAGUGCUCUUAGGACUCCUGCUUUAGUGUCUAGGAAGAACAGCGUAUCCAAGGUCGAUUGAACCGAAUGAUAAAGGAGCACAGUGACUUGUUCUCUGAUUCUCAAUGUAAAGUGUGUAGCGCUGUCUUAAUCUCAGAAUCCCAGAAACUUGCACAUUACCAGAGCAAAAAACAUGAGAGCAAAGUACGUCGGUACAUGAGCAUUCAUGGUAAUGAGGAGCCCGUCGCGAAACGGUUCAAGCCUUCAGAUGAUACAACUGAUGUUGGCGAAGGGGACAAAUACAAAGCCUGUGAUGUGUGCAACAUGACAUUCUCUUCCCCGGUAGUGGCACAGUCACAUUACCAGGGCAAAGUUCACUCCAAGAACCUUCGCUUGAAGACCUUUGGUCAGCAGACUCCUGCAUUACCUCAGCCCAAAGCACAGGUGAAGAAGGAUGAAGGGCCACCUGAAGGUGGGCAGGGGCCAGCAAAGCGGGACCCCAACCGCUUCUGCUCCAUCUGCCAGGCUUCCUUCAACAAUCCCCUCAUGGCUCAGCAGCACUACAGUGGCAAGAAACAUAAAAAACACCUGACAAAACAGAAGCUGAUGGAGACCUAUGGGCCGUCCUCUGCGCCAGGUCAGAAGAUUGAAGGGGCCUCCACACUGAAGGGCUACCCAUGUACUGUGUGCAAUAUCGAGCUGAACUCCGUGGAGCAGUAUCAGGCCCACAUCAGUGGUUCCAAACACAAGAACCACGUCAAACUCAAGAAAGAGCCAAAUGCAUUUCCCGGCCCCCCCGAGAACUACCAGCCUGACUUCCAGUAUCCACCCAACCAGGAAGGACCAGAGGAUGCGGGGGACUGGGACAGCUUCAAUGAGGGCUAUGAGUGAGAAGACGCUGUUAGACUCCACUGCACUCUUCUCAUUUGUGACAAGCUUCCUCUGUUUAGGCACAGGUCAAUGUGUGUCUGCACUGUGCAUCUCCUAAGGCCAGCUUUUCACCACACUACAUCUCUUCCUGUCUACUCUUGUCGCUCUCACACACAGUUGAGGGACCACAAUAAACUUCCAGACGUUUUUUUUCCCCCCCGUUUUAAUACCGAAAUCGAGGCAAAACAUAAGAGUGCUGCUUUUUUCCAGUAUUAGGAUUAUUUGUGUUAUGUUACGUGUUUGUUUGGUUUACAAAAAUUCAUUUCCACCAUCUCCACGUACAGAUGCAGGUCCUGAAGGUGGUUUCGGGGGAUGUUUCAUCUAUAUGUUUGAUAUUCUUACUCUUACUAGUUGCUUAUUAUUUUAAACUUCUCAAGCUCCAUGUUUUGUUAAAUGAAUGUCUGUGAAGUUUAAAGCUGUUGAAUUUGAUAGUGUGCAACGUUUGGAAAGUUUGUUUUUUUUGGGAGCUUAGAGUGCUUUAUUUCUUAAUUUCUGGUUUUCUAUGUCAAUUUUGAAAAAAGAAAAAAAAAAAGUUUUUUUUUUAUCAAUUUAAGUGAUUUACCCUGUUUGUUUUAGGCUGGACUUUAGUUGUCUUUCAUUUCUCAUGGCUCCCUUCCAUGUCCAUGUCAACGUAAAUCUUUAAGUAGGAAGUAUACUGUAAUUUCAUAAAUUUACUAGAGGUUUCAGUUAAAUUGGUGCUUCAGUUUUAACAUCCAAAAUGAACUUGUACUAGUUAUUUAAGCUGUCCAAUCAUAGGAAAUUGUGAUUUAUUUAUUUAGUUUGUAUUUAGGUACAAAUUUCAUCUUGACAUUGUCAAAACAUAGAUUUUUACAGUAUAUUCUGGUGUAACUGUUUUACAAAGUCAGACUAGUACUACAAGCUGAUAAGUCAUAAAUGUACUUGUAAGUUGAAAGCCUCUGUUCAGGAUUAAUGUGAAAACGCUCUCAUUAUAAAGCGAAAAUGCGAAGUAUGACGCAAAAAUGCAACGAGUUUUCGAUGACUGUUGAGCGUAUGUGUAAUGUAUGGCUUGCAUUGUUUAUUUUUGCAGUGUACAUUGCA
Puntigrus tetrazona (Sumatra barb) is the source of this 2070-nucleotide messenger RNA. RefSeq names its product zinc finger protein 346 (gene znf346). Lineage: Eukaryota; Metazoa; Chordata; Actinopteri; Cypriniformes; Cyprinidae. The record is from RefSeq and is a predicted model, not a curated record. Gene Ontology annotation, molecular function: nucleic acid binding; zinc ion binding. The coding region runs from base 169 to 972 and encodes 267 amino acids. The transcript has 7 exons.